Molecule: messenger RNA, 6181 nt
Organism: Amoebophrya sp. A120
Lineage: Eukaryota; Dinophyceae; Syndiniales; Amoebophryaceae
Source: the annotation of a GenBank genome assembly
UGAAGUGGCUCUACCGCCAAUCGGCAAGGCUGAAAUGAGCACAAAUGAGCGAUGUAGAUCGCGAGUCACUUCUACUUGCGUUGCCUGCAUAUAACAAAUUGUUUCUGUUUGGUCGUGGGGAUCGACAGCAAAGCUGAGAAACAUAAAUAUGCCACGCACCACCAUCGCAGUUAGUUUCAACACUCUGCUGCGGUCGUCCUGUAUCCAAAAAAUAUCUGUCUACUAUGCAAACAAGAACACAGAUUUACAUCAAAUUGAUACUUACGCUUACCGCAAAACACGAUAGCACAUCGUGAACAUGAAGUGGUUCCUCCGCACUUGUUGCAUAAAGCCGGUCCACCGAGCCGUGACGCAACCCUUAAAGCAUCCCAGGCACCUGAUUUUCCUGUUUUCUCUCUAUUUCGCACUGUUGAAUGCCGAGCUGUACCUGGGCCAAAGCUACUUCUCCAGCUUGUCCAUUGUGCCGCCGCAAAACUUCACCUGGUUCUGGACCGAGGACGUCGGGGAGUCGCUGAAUUUGCAGAUCAUCAUCGCCACCACGAUCUUCUACACUCUCUUCUACAUCUUUGCCAUUGCGGGGAUCCUCUGGUGCAGUUACUGCAUGGCACUGUAUCUGCUACUCAGAGUCUUGGUGAAGUGCGGGGGCGGUUCUGGGUCUGGUCGGCGCGGGCAAGAACGACUGAGGCACAAAUAUCUUAGAGGGAACAAGACUACCAGCAGCUGCGACCCUUCUGACGAAAAUUUUUCAUCAUCUGGUCGCGAAAAUACUUCCAGCUUGUACAGCAACAGUAGCGGUUUAUUUCCCCUUCAACAAGAGCAACAGUUGAGGCAAAGGGAGUUACAACAACUUCCUACUUCUGGUAGUUCUAGUACGGCGACUGCUGCAGCUUCCAACGGCAUGAUUAAUUACACAGAUGGAAAGAACGAAAAUUGCAGCCCAUUGGAAUUACAGCAAACUACGACCUCGUCAUUGUCCACAAUUACCCGGUUGCAACAGCAUCUCAACAAGCAGAUUGCGGCUUUGCUCCACCGAGCCAACGCACAGACCCUGACCAAGUUUUUCUUCCCUCUGUUCGCACUCCUCGCCGUUUGCGCCAUUUCGGUGGUUGCGCGGAGCAGUUGGGAGCUCUCAAACUGGUUGGCGGAGGGAGAUAUUGAGAUGAAGGUGCUGCAGUAUCCCGUGCAAAUACCCGUGAGCAACCACAAUUCGCCGGGAACUACAACUUCCUCCGCCUACAGUAGCAUAGCUGCGAAUGCCUACAGCGGCGCGACGAGGAGCGCUGGUUCGAACGAAAAUCAAUCGAAUUAUGUCGACACCAGCAGAAGUAGUGCUUCAAACACGAACACUUACCGCACUGAGCAGCGCACCACGAUCGAGCUUUACCAGCAAGCCGGAGUUUUGGGAGAAGAUGGCGAGGAAAACUCUUCUGCCGGCGGCGAACGACGAGUAACAAUUUCGCACGCACUGGUUUCUCCCCACGGCAUCAGAAAAGCCUACGGAAGUCGUUACAUGCCCUCGAGCUUCUUUCUCCCGUUUGCGGUGUACGAAGGCGGAGGUGAUGGAGAGCAGAACUUUUUCUUGCGCUUGGGAAUGGUUUUAUGGAAGGCAAUCGUAGAAUUUCUGCUUCCGUCUCUGAUCCACCUCGUUUUCCCGUUGGUCCUUUUCCUGAAAGCGCGCCUGCAGUGGUCGCAGAUGCAGGUUUUGAACUUUUGCGACGGAACAAAUAAGGGCAGCUGUUUGUCUGCGUUUUCUGCUGUAGAGGAUGGCUCUUACAGCGGCCGGGGAGACGAGGGUGAGGAGAAGCUGCUGAACAAUCAGUCCGCGACCCGGGUGACAGCACGCCCUGGUGGAGAGGCGGCCUACGACUACACCGGUGAUGAAGAUACUAUCGAGUCUGGGGGAGGUGGGGGAGGCCAUAAUCCUGCUCUAUCGGUCCGGGAGAUGAGGGUCAUGCAGUCGGAUUUAGAACUCAACCAGGUCGUGGCGAUCGACGAUCGUUUUUUAUGUCGGGACAACAGACAACAGGAGUACCACAGAGGACUGGAGCAAGCAUCAUACUUUCGAGGCGAAGAUCCGUCGAGAGCAAAUGGCCGAUCGCUUGAUAUUAACGAAGACGCGGGUCCUCGUCCGACGUGGCGCAGGUACCUUCAACGUCUGCGAGCCUACGCGGCACUUGCGCGAAGAUCUGUUUCGGUUUUGCUGGCGCCUUUUUUCCGACUCACGGAAAUUGUUGUUUCGAGACACGGGAACAGAAUCCGGCUGGGAUUGCUCCACGCGACCACCAUUUUGAAUGACUUUGAUCUGCAGGAGCUGAUGCGCGAAAACACAGCCACGUUCUGUGCCAUGCUGAAUUCAAAUGAUUUUCAGCUGCUAGAGGGGAGGAACUUCUCCAAGGAUAGCUGCGCAGGGGCAGGUCCAAGUGGGGAUGAGAGGGGCAAUACCAAUGAACGGGCGCUCGUGAAUGCUGACAGCGCGCCGAAUUCUGCCGGAGUAGGUGGACUUGUUCCACCGCAUUCGGCUCCUAAUGCAACUCCUGGCAGAAGUGCCAGUGGUUUGACCCUGAUUACCGACACGGACCGCAGUCACGGACAGUCGCAACCAUCAACAUCUUCGUCCGCCACUGGAGCAAUGUACAAUCAGACCGCGAUGGCGCGCCGGAGCAUCAGCUCGCCAACGUCUCCCGGUCGACCACGGAUGGAAAACCUGCAUUCGCCGGGCUUGCUCGGCACCAGUCCGGAUGUUGAGCAGUCCUUGCAGCUUCUCGCACCCGAAAGCGCGUCGACUUCGCCGUCCGCGUAUGCACUGCAAAAGUAUAUAUCGUAAUCGUACUACUAUUCCAAAUCGCAUUCCAAAUUUUCUUUUUCUGGCGAACGAAAAUCCUGCAACUUGUCACGUUAGAUCAUUCAGGUCGAAAAAUGGACCUGUCACGCACGACUGCGACUAGUACGGAUGCGAUACUUUUGUAGAGGAUACCGUGGCGAGGGCGAACGGCACUCGGACACUCUCUAACGUGGUGUCAGGAGGCGCCAGCGCAACUGCCACUAGUGCAACAGGAGGAUUGGAGGUUUUGAACAAUCAGGCUGAUGUUGCUAUUGACAUACUCCUUUCAACCGACGAUGCACGAAGAUCCAACUCCGCCGGGGCGCACACUACCCCAUCCGGUGCCGCAGGAGUUUCAGACAGCAGCGCGAUGAUCACCCUCUUGUCCACCCCAGUCGGCAAGUUCACGGUGUGCAAGCGAAAGCUGAAAAAGAUCCUCCGUGCGCUGCUGCUGGGUUACCUUUUUGUCGGUAUCCUGCUUUUCAUCGUUGGCCGCGUCGCGCUCUACCCCUUGGCGUUCGACCGAAUUCACUUCGUUCCCCGGCAAACUUAUGAAUUGCAAAAGUAUCGUACUCCUACUCGUAUAAAUGCAUUACAAAUUUCCUCAGCGUGAGAGAUAAAAUUUCUAAUGCUGAUUUACCCUUCUAAGAGAAGGAUUUGCAAUGCAUGAUUGCAAUACGAGUACGAUACUUUUGCACAGGAUAAAACUGCUUUCUUGUUGAUGAACUCGCCAGAUUACAAGUGGCGCACAAUCUAUCGCAAGGAAAAAGAAAAACUGUUUCACAGUGAACUUGUGAUGCAGAGAAUGGAGCACAGAACGAUUUGUCUUGCUACACCUGCAAGAUGUUGGAUUUUUUAGCGUGUUUUCCCUUGGGAAGCGCACAUGGCAAAUUUUCUGUGUCAUGUGUAACAAACUUGUGAUGCAGAUCUUGCAAGAUCAUCACAGUGAAGCACUUUUUUCGUGGGAUACAAUCGCCAGGCGGUAUCUGGGCUUGCCGAUCGUAGAGCCUGAACAGGAGCAGGUCGGAAGUGCAACAGGAGCAUCUUCGAGUGGUGGAAUAGUAGAAGAACAAAGUGCACUAAGAAGUAGUCACGACACGAUGUUGGCCAGUGAAAACAGCAAUGGAAUGAACAAUGAUCUCGCAGCCUACUCCUGCGACAGAGUUGUCCUCCGCACUGGAGGCAGCACAGGACGUCCCGCUGAUCUUCCCACCGUUGAACAGGCGCUGUCUCCUGGAGCUUCCGUUUCGUGCAAAUUUUCCAAGGCUACCAGUCGAAAAUCGGCCCGGGCCCCUCCCGCGGCUUACUUUUUCUUCCACGGCAACGGCGCAGGAAUUUCGCACUCAUUCAACGACGCAUUUCAGGUGGCAAAUCGCAUUCUGCUGAACGAGGAACCAAUGCAACGAGGUGUGCACGACCGAUCCUCAGCCACCAGAACAAGCGCGACCCCCUCCUCGUCUGUGACCACCUUUCUCCACACGUAUCCGGGCUACCGGGCCAACAUCGGCGACACCGAGCAUAUGAGAUUGCGCAAAUUCAGCUCUAUUUCCCGCCCUCAUUGGUCAUACAAAGUUCCAAAUUUACUGGUUGACGUUUUCCGCCACUGCAUGCGAUGAAGUUCGGGGACGACCACGCCAAACAGCACUACACUCUGCGUGUGCAUUUGUCAAGCAGAAGCUGCAGUGGUCUACUUACUUACUUCUCACUGUUGCGGUUGCUUCCGUUACUGUACACGCCAUGCAAAGACGGGGGAGAUCGAGCUGUGCACUCGGAUAGGCCACGUUAUGAGCCCAGUGCAUGUGCAGGAGAGGGCCGCGGCGCUGCUAGCGGAGGGAAUCAUGCAGACAGUGGAUGGCGCCGCUGGUACAAACGAACGAAGAGAAACACACGACCCGUUAUCAUUGCCAAAAAUCAUCGUCCAUGGGGUUUCCCUUGGCUGCAUGGUAUUGACCGGCGCCUUGAAUUUGUUGAGUGACGUAAUUGUCUCCAAAAUUACCCACGUCGUCCUGGAAGCGUGUUUCGAUUCAAGCUAUAACAUCUUCUUGCGCAAAACGCAUUUCUUCACCUAUCCGUUUGCGCCUUUCUUUUUCCCCGCACGGCAUGGGCCCGAGAUAUGCAUUGCACACAAAUCGCACUGGUAUCUUUAUCUAUACAUCGCAUCACAAAUCAAAAAUGCAGUUUGUCAUUCUGGAUCAGGUGGAAAGUAAACUCAUACUGCAUGAAGUGGCUGCAAUUUAUAGAUACCAACAUACGAGUGCGAUACUUUUGCACAGGAUAAGAGAGCACCAUCGACAAUCUUGCGAGGUUUGUGGGGCAAAACGCGGAGAAGUUUCAACAACUUCCUCAGGAGCAGAUAUGAGAGUGCACAAUUCCACCUCGUUGUUCAAAACACGACCAACUCGAUUCUGUAUCUCUGCCUCUUUGCCGUUGGUAUGCACAAGGACAGGCUCUCAAACAGACCUGUCAUCCUGUGUGACGUAAAAUUUGGCAUGCAGAAGACCCUGCACUCUUGAUGCCGGCGCCGCUUGUAUUGCUGCGGAUCAUGCCCUUCAAGAAAUGAGAGAGAGGGGGAGCUUUGUGCGCUGUCAUACGAGAUGAAGGAGAACAUGGUGAGCAAUCUGGAUGCUGUUGAGCUUCAGGGCGGUGGUCGAACAAGUUCCCAAGAAAGCACACAACGUCGAAAAAUGCGCAUAAAAAUCAUUGAGAAGGAACUUGACGAAGUGGUGUAUGCGGACAUGUCCAGUGACAUUGCGGCGGCUGUGACAUCGGUUUUGACGGAAAAGCAAAUCUCGUAUAAUGAACCCAUUUUGUUGGUCCAAAGGCACGGGAGCCACAACCAACUAAUUGUCAACCUGGACGAUGUACCAACUACAAAAGUAUCGUACUCGUACACGUACAAAAUUGCAUUUUCCAGGAUGAUAUAUAGCCUGGCAACUGUCCUUACCUUUUGCUUUUUCGGCAUGACUAUUCAUAAAACGAAAUUCAUUUUAUUUGUUGUUUGUUUUGGAAAUUUGUCAUGGAAUUUGCACUCCUACGAUACUUUUGAAAUGCAUACGGUGACAACGAAGACUUUCUGACCUUCAAACAAUUUCUGCUGAAAUGAAAGUGUAAGUGAUACUGAUAACCCCGCAUUUCAUAUAUCAACAACCGUAGAAAUGCCACAAUUUCAUCUUACCGCUAUGGUGCGUAGUUACUCGGCACAAAAAAAACAAUGUGUUGAUGUUGUUCGUGUCCGAGUCCAGCGACCAAGAUGAAGAUCAAGAUACAACGCCACGACAGGACUUUGACUACUUUCUCCUGAGCCGAAGUUUUUUGAUGAUUUUUUUUCUGUGGAAUGCAAACAACAAAAAUACAAGAAGG